AGGGGGCCGGGCGAGCCGGGGCCGCGCCGCGCCUCUGCCUGAAGCCGCCGGAGCCGCGCCGCCAGCCGCUGCAGCCGGGGCGGUCGGGCCGCCAGGGGCAGGCCCCGCCGGACACGCCGCUGAGGAGGUGCCAGGCCGCGCUCCGCACGCAGGUGAAGCAGGAGCUGUAGAAGGAGGACCCUGUGGCUCGCCAUCAUGCCAUUCCCCUUUGGCAAGUCCCACAAGUCUCCUGCAGACAUAGUGAAGAACCUGAAAGAAAGUAUGGCAGUUCUAGAAAAGCAAGACAUCUCUGACAAAAAGGCAGAAAAGGCCACUGAGGAGGUCUCAAAAAACCUUGUUGCCAUGAAAGAGAUCUUGUAUGGCACAAAUGAAAAAGAACCACAGACAGAAGCUGUGGCACAGCUAGCUCAAGAGCUGUACAACAGUGGUCUUCUUAGUACCUUAGUAGCCGACUUGCAACUAAUUGAUUUUGAGGGCAAAAAAGAUGUUGCGCAAAUCUUCAACAACAUCCUCAGAAGGCAAAUUGGUACAAGAACUCCCACAGUUGAAUACAUCUGCACUCAACAGAAUAUAUUGUUCAUGCUAUUAAAAGGGUACGAGUCUCCAGAAAUUGCUCUAAAUUGUGGAAUAAUGCUCAGAGAAUGCAUCAGGCAUGAGCCACUUGCUAAAAUAAUCUUGUGGUCAGAACAGUUCUACGAUUUCUUCAGAUACGUGGAAAUGUCAACAUUUGACAUUGCUUCAGACGCAUUUGCCACAUUCAAGGAUUUGCUUACAAGACACAAGUUGCUAAGUGCAGAAUUUUUGGAGCAACAUUACGAUAGGUUCUUCAGUGAAUAUGAGAAGUUGCUUCAUUCGGAAAACUAUGUGACGAAGAGGCAGUCACUUAAGCUCCUUGGUGAAUUGUUAUUGGACAGACACAACUUCACAAUUAUGACAAAGUACAUCAGUAAACCUGAAAAUCUCAAACUCAUGAUGAACCUUCUACGAGACAAGAGUCGUAACAUUCAAUUUGAGGCCUUUCACGUGUUUAAGGUGUUUGUAGCCAAUCCUAACAAGACACAGCCUAUAUUAGACAUCCUUCUAAAGAAUCAGACCAAACUUAUUGAGUUCCUCAGCAAGUUUCAGAAUGACAGGACCGAGGAUGAACAAUUUAAUGAUGAGAAGACCUAUUUAGUUAAACAGAUCAGGGAUUUGAAGAGACCAGCACAGCAAGAAGCUUAACCUCCAAUAAACCCUUAAAAUAUUAAACCCAAAUUCAGCAUUUGCUGUUAGAUAUUCAGCAUCAGGCACUCUUACCGAUUCAUGAGGAACAUUACUGCUAAUCUGCUGUUCAGUGAACGGUUUUUGUUUUUCUCUUUUCUUUUUUAGUCCAAGUUGAAAAACAUAGCUGCUGCUUUCUUGCACAAUGUGGACUUUCUUGAUAUUUGUGUCAUUUCAGAAUUCAAAGACACUGCUUGUUUUAGGAGUCCUGAAAAGAAAGAUUCUAGGUUCGUGAAAGCAAACAUAUAGAUACUAGUUUGGUUUAGGAGAGAAGGUAUUAAUGUAGUUAAGUAACAGGUUGCAUGCUUGCGAAUCUGAAUAAAUCUGUAUGUUUGCACUUACCUUGUUUGAGACAUGAGCACAAUGUGACCUGUGCAUACCUGGCACCAUAGUAUAAGAUUAUAUGCCUUGAUUUAAAAAAAAACAAAAA
Pezoporus occidentalis (night parrot) is the source of this 1690-nucleotide messenger RNA. It is a transcript of the gene CAB39, whose product is annotated as calcium binding protein 39. Bases 196 to 1221 code for a protein of 341 amino acids. Gene Ontology annotation, biological process: intracellular signal transduction. NCBI's taxonomy places the organism in Eukaryota, Metazoa, Chordata, Aves, Psittaciformes, Psittacidae. Gene Ontology annotation, molecular function: protein serine/threonine kinase activator activity. The transcript is spliced from 9 exons. The record is from RefSeq and is a predicted model, not a curated record.